AAGAUGGACAGAGGCAGAAGAGUUCCUCGAGAUGGUCGUGUCUGCUCCUAUCGCGUCGAACUCACCCUCGGCAAUCCAGAUGGAGGCGAUGAAAAAGCUCUCCUUGGUUCAAUUGAUCAGCUAUGGUACAUUGAAGAAUAUGCCCAAGUACGUUCCGGCACUAUUCACCAAGAACGUCAAGCAAUCGCCAUAUGGUCAACUAGCAAAGAUCUAUCCCGCUGGUCCACUUCUCCAACUCGCAGAGAAGGAACAAAAGACCUUCCUACAAGACUAUAAUUUGGGACUGGUCAGGGAGGUUCUUGCGACUGCGCCACGGUGGAAGUUGAAGACAUUGACGAAGACGUACCUGACGCUAUCGUUAUCGGAGAUAGGCAAAGAAAUUGGAAUAGCGGAUCCAGCAGAGCUUCGUGCAUUGGUUCAGAAUAUGAUCCAAACGGGAGAUAUAACCGCCAAUCUGGAAGGCGAUACCCUGAGUUUUAUUGAUGAGAAGCCUCAAUUCCGACCAGAGGAUAUUGAGAAAGCUCUUGCCACCGCCCAAUAUGAAUGUCGGAAACUCGCACUUAUUGAUCAGGCAGUUGGAAGGAGCAAAGAAUUUUUACAAAAGGCUCUUAAGGAGCGUGAUACGGGUGGAGGAGCUGCACUAGAUUACGCAGCAUGGAACAAACUUCAGGGUUUAUACGACUCUAAGCAUAAAUCUCUCGUCCUGAGGGAUCUCUUUGCUGCAGAUCCUCAGCGUUUCCAAAAAUUCAGCAGAGAAUACAAGGGACCGAAUGCGUCACUCUUUCUAGACUUCUCCAAACACCUCAUAGAUGAGGAGGUUUUGGCUACACUGAUCGAUCUCGUCAAAGAGGCCGGUGUAGAAGGAGCAAGAGAUGCCAUGUUCAAGGGCGAGCAUAUCAAUACUUCUGAGGAUCGUGCUGUCCUCCAUGUCGCUCUUCGAAAUGUGGAUGGCGCCUUUUCAAUUUCCGAGUCAGGAGUUGACGAAGUUGGACCCGUACUUGAACAUAUGCGAUCUUUCUCCGAAAGCGUUAGGAGUGGCGAGUGGAAAGGCUACACCGGCAAACCGAUCAAUACAAUUGUCAACAUCGGUAUCGGUGGCUCAGAUCUCGGACCAGUCAUGGUUACAGAAGCACUCAAGUACUAUUCCAAGCGGGAUCUCAAGGCGUUCUUUGUUUCAAAUAUCGAUGGCACUCACAUAGCAGAAACAUUGAGGGAAUGCGACCCAGAGACAACUAUAUUCAUCAUUGCGUCCAAGACAUUCACAACACAAGAAACAAUCACCAAUGCGGAGACGGCAAAGGAAUGGUUCCUAAAGUCUGCUGGUGAUACUGCCCACGUAGCCAAACACUUUGUUGCUCUCAGUACGAACACCAAGGCAGUCACGGCGUUUGGUAUCGCUGAAGAGAACAUGUUCCAAUUCUGGGACUGGGUUGGCGGUCGCUACUCCUUGUGGUCCGCCAUCGGUCUCUCGAUUGCCCUCGUGAUUGGGUUUGACAACUUUAAAGCACUCUUGGAGGGCGCUCAUGAGAUGGAUAAACACUUCAAGAGUGCUCGAUUGGAGGAUAACCUUCCGGUGCUGAUGGCUGUCCUUGGAAUCUGGUAUGGUGACUUUUAUGCUGGGACCAAUGGACAACACUCAUUCUAUCAACUAGUCCACCAAGGAACCAAGCUGAUCCCAGCGGAUUUCCUGGCUCCUGCCAAUUCGCUCAAUGCGGUGGGAGGUGACAAGCAUCACCGUAUCCUUCUUUCGAAUUUCUUCGCUCAACCAGAGGCACUUGCAUUUGGUAAGACGGAGGAGGAGGAGCUGGGCCCGAAUGCUUCUGAAGCACUCGUGAAGUCCAAAGUGUUCGAAGGCAAUAGGCCAAGUAGUUCCAUCAUGUUCCCCAAGAUGACACCGUCGACGCUCGGUGCAUUAGUUGCCCUGUACGAACACAAGAUUUUCGUCCAAGGAAUGGUGUGGGGGAUCAACUCCUUUGGUAAGGGAGAUCUUAUAGGUGAUAUUCCAUCGUCUAAUUUUACUGGCAGACCAAAUGGGUGUCGAACUUGGCAAGGUUCUCGCGAAGAAGAUUUUGGCGCAAUUAGAUAA
This is a messenger RNA of Acaulospora colombiana, 2086 nucleotides long. The record is from the annotation of a GenBank genome assembly. NCBI's taxonomy places the organism in Eukaryota, Fungi, Glomeromycota, Glomeromycetes, Diversisporales, Acaulosporaceae.